AUGCUCCGGUUUAUUUCCAGGUCUCUUGCCUUCUGGAGGAGGGCGGACUCGUCGGAGGCCGAGAGGGCGCAGCCUCUGAGGCUCCUGGAAGGAGACACCAAGUUAAAAACUGUGCAGGGAGUCGUGACAAAGUUCUGUAGUGACUAUGGCUUGAUCAAUGAGUUGAUCUACUUCAGUAGUGAUGUUGUAACUGGCAACGGGCUUCUGAAAGUUGGGCAAAAGGUUACUGCAGUUGUGAAGGAAGAUAAAACAUCUCAUGGAUUGAAAGCAAUCAGAGUGGAUGCUUUCUGUGAUAAUUGCCAUGGUGAUGGACUGCCAGACUCCUGUACUAGAGUUUCACUUGGCUGUAUUAACUCUCUGAUGGAAGAUGUUGACUACAUUCAUCACACAAGUUACUUCUCUCUACACGUUGUUUGUAAAGGUUUUGAGCCUUAUCAGGGUGACCGAGUAGAAGUUGAGUUUUCCAUCCAUCCAGACACGCGGAGCAGAAAGGCCCUCUCAUGGAGACUGAACAUGAGUGAGAAAUACAGUUUGCACAAAGUCUGCAUUACUAGCCUACAGGGAAGAAAUGGGGUGGUAGAUGAUACUAUCUUUUUCACCCUGGAUUCUCUGAAACUUCCUGAUGGCUAUAUACCUCAAGUAUCUGACGUUGUCGAUGCGGUCGUGGUGGAGAGCACUCAGUCCUGCUAUGUUUGCAGAGCAAUUCCUAUGACUCUAGUGAAAAGGGGCAAACUCCAGAAUCUGUCUGCUUUCACAGGGCUGGCCCAGCAGUACUUUACUUUGAACAUUUUGCCUCAGGGCUAUGUUGACUCUGAGGCCUUUGCCACCAUUUUGAAUGCAGGGUCCUUGAUCAUCUCACCCUCCUCAGUGCAGCACCUGGUCUCCCUGACUGGAUGA
Physeter macrocephalus (sperm whale) is the source of this 897-nucleotide messenger RNA. It is a transcript of the gene CT55, whose product is annotated as cancer/testis antigen 55. Lineage: Eukaryota; Metazoa; Chordata; Mammalia; Artiodactyla; Physeteridae. The transcript is spliced from 7 exons. The record is from RefSeq and is a predicted model, not a curated record. The coding region runs from base 1 to 897 and encodes 298 amino acids.